CAAUGAACCACGAGAGUUUUCCGGGAGUCCUCCACCACCGCCAUCACCUGAAAACGUUGUGGAAAACAUGGAAGGAGCCGAAGAGGCCCAACGGUCACCCAAGCUCCGCAGGAGUCAGAGGAUUCUAAAUCGGGAAAGAAAACGUAAGGAGCUAGAAGCCCAAUCAUCGAGCACCGUGAAUGGGGGAACAAGCAGAAGGGGAAGGCUCCGCAGACCGAGAAGGACUCUAUACGGAGAACAUACGGUCAACUGCCGCAAGUGCGGAACUGCCACGGUCUUUUUCCCGGCUCGCACCAAGUUCUUCUCCUGUGCCGAGAUAGAUGGUCGAUUGUUCAAGGUGAAGCGGAUCUCGGCCAAGAAGGUGCUGGGUGGUGCCUAUCGCAAGGAGCCAAAGAAGCGGACUGCUUCUAGCAAACUUGUGCGUUGAAGAAAGUUGUUUUGUUGAAAUGCUAUCCUUUCGUUUGUUUCUUCCGAAUUUUCAAUAAGUAUUUAUUUGUUUUCUAAAUUACUCGUACCUGGAAUUGUUAUAUAAACAAUCUUUAAAACAAGCUAAAUUGCUUCGCAGCGAAAA
Molecule: messenger RNA, 571 nt
Organism: Drosophila teissieri
Lineage: Eukaryota; Metazoa; Arthropoda; Insecta; Diptera; Drosophilidae
Exons: 2
Coding region: 68-427 (119 amino acids)
Source: RefSeq, a predicted model, not a curated record